CAGUCUCGAGGCCAUGCCCGCGGCCUCGGGCAGAUCGCACCCUGCGAGCACGACCACGGCUGCAAUAACGGCCACAGCAACGGCACCUUCGAUGGCGUUGGAUGCAAGUCUGCUCCAGCCGCGGCGCCCGAGCGUCUUUGAAUCGCUCCUCGCCUAUCUGCGGAUGUCUCGGUCGUGCUGCCAGUCGCACCCUCUGCUGUUCCUGCCGAGACGGCUGCUCUGCAUUGCAAGAGUCCCAUCGACUGGGGUGCAACGGUUGGCAUGUUUGUCGACCCAGCGUCGUGGGCACUCCAGCGCUACCUCGGACUCAAUAGCUCGAGCAGCUCAUUCGAACAGUCUCACAAGCGCAUCAAAUCUGUCGUACCAUUCAACACUCACAGCACACCGUGUGCGAUCGAUACGCUCGGCAUACUCAUCGCACCCAACCCUGCCGGCGUAUCCGGCAUACUCGACCGAUUCAGAUUCGCCAGCGCCCCGCACGUCUGCAGAAUCGAGCCGCCGAGCUGUUGGGCAACUCGCCGCGAUGCGCCAGCCCGAGCAGAUUCUUGUCUGCCCAUCCCGACCGCCAUCUCGUCGACGGAAUCGUCUUAUCAGCAACCGAUCGCCACGACUUCCACAGACCCGUCUCCGCUUCCCGGAACGCCCAGGCACUAACCCUGAGCCUGCUACCGACAGCCAAGCCGAUACGAAUCCGCUAGACCGUCACGCCGCCUCUCCUUGGCACCAUCGAUCCCCUGAAUUGGACUCUCUUCUGCGCGAGCGCAUCGAGGCAGACCCAGCUGCAUUCUCCAACCAGUUCAAGGAACUCGUUGCCGCAGGUGACUACCAGAACGCAUCAGCAGUCUUUGCGCAUUUCAUCUCGCAAAUGACUCGCACCAACCCGGGCGAUGCUCUGGAAAAAUUAGAGUGCGAAGCAGCGACCUUUUCGUCCCUCGAAGACACGCUCAAUGGCAAGGCUGAGAACACAUCCAUCGAGCUCCUCCUCACGAUCAUGGAACAUGCUUGCGCCUUGAAGCUCGCUCUGGACGCCCAGCUCGCACGCCGGGCAGUGGAGUUUACCUGUCGUGCUCAAGCUCUCACUGUUGUUCAGCUCAAUGGACUCUUGGGCAGGCUAUUUGCCCUCUUUGUGCAAGCUGAAGUCCAUAUCGACCGAGAAACGGGGCUGCAGACGCUUACAACCCUGCUCCGUCGCGGAUGGCCCACGGUGGUGACAGCCCUCGAUUGCCAUCUGGGCAGUCGCCGGGGAUACUUUGACUUGCAGGACCGACACGAACUUGUCAGCGACAUGGCACGACACUCCAAUCUCGGCACAGCAGUUGGCUUUUUCGAGUUGCUCGCCCGGGAUGACCGGUACCGCUGCAUCUAUGACCAUCCACAGAUGCAAAAAACACUGAUCAGCAUCUUUCGACGCCUGGUGGCCGCUUCGGAAGCAGGGCUGCUGCGCCGGAUGUACGCACUGGCACGAUCAGCCAGCCCAAGUCCGCCUGCUGCUCGGGUCCAUGUCUUCCUCGUCACGGAGAUUUACAAACGGCAUAUGGAUCCUACCUUUGUGCUGGCUGACCUCAAGACCAUCGCCGACAGCGAUGGCGUGAUCAACGACAGUGCCAUCCUUACCCGUCUCCUGCGCAUCGAUCCGGCGCUUGCCCUCCAGUUCUUCAAAGACAUGCGGUCGAGCGGCAUUCUGCCGUCGAGCGAAUCGUACACGGCGCUGAUUGUGCACUACACCAGCAACCUCCACCUUGACGAGGAAAUCGCAAUUCGUCUGUUUGAAGACCUCACCGCGACUGUACACACGCUGUCGGUGCAGGUGUACUUUCGGAUGUUCAAGCUCAUGGUGGUGCUCAGCAAGAGCGAGGCCGGCACGCACCUUGUGCAGCAGCUGCAGCAAGUCAAGCCCCAGCUGUCCGCCAAGACGUUUGGACUCUUGCUCUCCCUGCACGGCAAGGACCAGAACGUCGAGAUGAUCAACUCGCUGAUAUCAGCGUCCAAGGCACUCCCUGGCAAGCACAGCAGGUCGCUCAACCUGUACUUUGAGAUCAUCCUGGCGCUGGUGCGCUGCAACAUGAUGGAGAGUGCCGAGAAGCAGCUCAACGAAAUCGUUGCUCUUGUCGAGUCGGGCGAGGGCAUAUGGUCGGGCUCGUACCACUACGAUGCGACCGAGCGGCGGUGGACCUAUGUCCCCGUCAAGCACGGACGCAUGAUCACGGCGAUCUCGGAUCUGCCGCCCGACCACUUCAACAUCAUCAUCCAGGGCUACCUGCAGACGGACCGGCUGGCAGAGGCGCAUCGGCUGUUUAUGGGGUUCCGAGAGAUGGGAAUCUCCCCCAACUCGUACACGCUCACCUUCUUUGGCGAGUACUUUGCGCAGAAGGGACAAAUCAUCAACCUCAAGCUCAUCUUUGAGGAGCUCGACUCGCUCAAGAUCCGGCCGACCAACCAGUUCUACUGCUCGAUUCUCUCGCACCUUCUCUCUCUGGAGAACGCCCAGGAAUACGAUCAGUACGUCGACUGGAUCCUGGACCAUAUGAAUCGCGCGGGAAUCGAGCCCAACCACUUUACCUGGAACGUCAUCCUGCGGAUGUAUAGCCGACGGGAGCCUCACCGAGCGUACGAACUGUGGGGGCAGCUUGCAACGCGAGAAGCGGCUCUCCAACCCCGCAACAGCAGCAGCGAUCGUGAUCUCGCCACCCGCUCGAUACGGGCACCUGCGUCAGCAAGUCCUAUUCUGGAAGGCAAGCGGCGCUGGGGCAGCAAUCUUGCUCCGGACCCUCACAGCGAGCCUGCAGAGACCUCCGAGGCGCUCGAAAAGGGCAUCGAGCACCGCCGCAACCGCCGAAAGGAAAUCAUGGAAGGCCAGAUCCAGUCGGCGUUCAAGGAAUGGGGGCGGCCACGCAGAGCCAUUGUUUCAAACACCCGGACGACUCAGCUCAUGGGCGACCUGUGCUUCCGCCAGGCACAUCGGGCGCAGGAACUCGGCGAUACAAGGCUCUGCGAGCUGUGGAUUGCACGCGCCAAGCGGAUCCUGGAGCACUCGCUUGGACACGGUCUGGCGCUGACGCCUUCGGUGCUCCAGUUCUAUGUUCGAAGACUCUGCAACCUGAACGAGCCCGAGGUGGCGCUGACGACGCUGAGCCAGGUGCUGGACCGCUUGAUUCGGCUUGAAGAAGGGCGGGCUGGCGUCCACGAUCUCAGCAAGAUCCCCACUGUGCAGACAUACGAGCAGUCGAUGUUGUGGGACAAGAUUCGCCACGACCAAACCUGCCAGACAACGGCUGUAGCGACCCUAUCGAGCAACACUCUGGCGACGACGACCACGACGACGACAACAACAAUGGUAGAUGCAGAGCUCAUGGUGGAUCUGGUCGAGAAACUCGCGGAGCAGACUCGGGCCCAGGAGCACCGGCCCACCAAGUCCCAGAUCCGAUCGGCCACAGACCCGGCGGCAAGGCUGGUGGCGGAUACGCCGAGUACAUCAGACUCGCCGAAACGAAAUCUGGGGGGUGCUGGUGCUGCUGGGUCGACCACUGGCAAACGAGCGGCUCUGGCGGGACUAUACGGCCGGCUGAAGCGAUUGCAUGGGCUGGGCACUGGGAUUGUCAGCGAAGAAGCGUUGCUGGUGGUCGAGAGCGCCAUCCAAUGGCGCCGUGCGGAUGAUAAGACAUAGCGAGCGAUGUUGCUUAGGAUUGCGUUGCCGAUGAUACAACUUUUCCGAAACGAAACGAGACACGGUUUUGAGUGUCGCAUGCCGCUUUCUCGGGUCCUGAAUACACGCCCAUCCAUCGCCAGAG
Messenger RNA from Polychytrium aggregatum, 3788 nucleotides. RefSeq lists its product as uncharacterized. The transcript is spliced from 2 exons. The coding region runs from base 14 to 3664 and encodes 1216 amino acids. NCBI's taxonomy places the organism in Eukaryota, Fungi, Chytridiomycota, Chytridiomycetes, Polychytriales. The record is from RefSeq and is a predicted model, not a curated record. Gene Ontology annotation, molecular function: protein binding.